UUGUUCGUUCGCUCGCUCACUCGCUCGCUCGCUCCAUCUUGUUGUUUUUGUUCAGUUGCUUCCCCAUUCCAAUCAGAAAAACGAACAGCAACAACAACUACACAGAGAUAAUCGCAGCGGUGCCAAAAGUUUGGCGUCCUGUGUCGAGUAUUCAGUUGACUUUUGUCCGUUUCUACGCGAAAUUGCAGUCACGUCGCGUGCGGUGUAAAAUGGUGUAAAUGCUGAAAAGCCGUCGCCAAAUGUGAGAAUUGUAAUUAAUGCAAUAAAUUCAUAAUACUUUGUAUAUAAAUAAACAUAUGAGUGUGAUCGACAGCAGACCAAUCAAGUUACUUGUCAUUUAAUUUGUCGUCCUUCCGUAGUGGCGAUUAGUUGACUUUUAAUAUUCAUCGGAAUCGGAUUUUGCGUGUCGCCUUUUAUCAGUGUUUCUAUUGUUAAUUAUGUGUUUAAUGCUGUUCGUGAGCGUAUUAUGCAAAUUUUGUUUCGUUAUUUUCGCCAACAUUAUGCAAAUGUAUCUAAGAGUUGUGCCGCGUAUCUAAAUACACACUCGUAUCUCUAUCGCUUCAUCAGUGUAUAUCUGUAAGUGUCGUGUCAUUUAUGGCAUAGUGCAACAGCAGCAACAACUAAUUAAAUUUAUGUGCACUCGAAUUUCACAUCCAUUCGAAUCGGUUUGAAUAUCUGAGCGGAGAAACAAAACGAUUUGCUGUCGAACAAUAAAUGUGCUUUAAAAGCAAUUAAAAUUCGUAAAACCACAAAAAAAAGGCUAUUAAGUAUAAUAAACCCCACUUCAUUUGCAUACAACUUCAACAUCAUCACAACCAAGCAACAACAAACAAUUGGAUCGAACGAUAUUCAGCAUUAUAAAGAAAAUCCACAUCGGAUCAGCAGUCGACGCGCGAUUAUCCGCAGUUCAGCGGCGACUAUCACAACGUGCAGCUGCAGGUGGCCGCCGUCGCUGCCAGCUCCAAGAUGUAUCACAGCAGCAGCGCCGCGGCAGCUGCCGCCUAUACGGAUCUGGCCGCUGCCGGAGGCGCUGCCAGCGUGUCUGGCUACCAUCAUCAGCAGGCUGUAAAUGCACCCGUCUAUGUGCCCUCAAAUCGCCAGUACAACCAUGUGGCGGCCCAUUUCAGCAGCGCUGCUGCCGCGCAGAAUGCCUGGACAACGGAUAGCUUUGGCUCGGCGCAUGCCCAACUGCCGGCACAGUUCUACACACAGAAUGCCGUGAUGAUGGCGCCGUGGCGCAGUGCCUACGAUCCCACGGGAUUUCAGCGAUCUUCGCCCUACGAAAGCGCAAUGGAUUUUCAGUUUGGUGAGGGACGCGAAUGUGUCAACUGCGGUGCCAUCUCGACACCGCUCUGGAGACGCGACGGUACCGGUCACUAUCUAUGCAACGCUUGCGGAUUGUAUCACAAGAUGAACGGCAUGAACAGGCCGCUGAUCAAGCCCAGCAAGCGACUGGUGAGUGCAACUGCCACACGUCGCAUGGGUCUGUGCUGCACCAACUGUGGAACACGCACCACAACCCUCUGGAGGCGCAACAAUGACGGCGAGCCGGUGUGCAAUGCCUGCGGGCUGUACUUCAAGCUGCACGGUGUCAAUCGGCCAUUGGCUAUGCGCAAGGAUGGCAUUCAGACCCGCAAGCGAAAACCUAAGAAAACAGGCAGCGGCUCAACUGCAAGUGGAGCAUCGGGAUCCGGAUCUACUGCUGAGGCCAUCAAAGAGUGCAAGGAGGAGCAUGAUCUUAAGCCCACGCUUAGCCUGGAACGGCACAGCUUGAGCAAGCUCCACACGGAUCUAAAGAGCUCACUGGCGAGUAGCACUGCCAGCAGUCUCAUGAGUCAACAUCAUGCCCAACAGCAGCAGCAGCAGCAACAACAGCAGCAACAGCCACCACCGUCACAUCAGCAAUGCUUUCCUCUCUAUGCCCAGCAACAGCAGCAACAGCAACUGCAACAACAGCAGCAGCAGCAGCAACAGUCGCAGCAUCCUCAGCACAGCCAUCAGUCGCAAUUGAAUGCGAGGCAGUUGCACGGGGCCGCAUCACAGCUGUAUACACCCAGCAGCAGCUCGGCCGCCUCUGCCUACACGACGCACAGUAGCAAUGCAGCUGACACGCCGACACUAAGCAAUGGCACGCCCUCGCCUCACUAUCAGCAUCAUCAUUUGCAUGCCGCAGCCACGGGCAGCUCGCACGGUCAUCAUGCAGCGGCGGCACAUCAUCACAUACAUGCCGCUGCUGCAGCCGCUGCUUAUGGAGUCAAAACGGAGGCAAGUGCCACCAACUAUGACUAUGUGAACAAUUGUUACUUUGGCGCCUCGUUUGGAGCACUGGGUGGAGCUGCCACAUCGGCGAUGGCAGGUGGCGCGAGUAGCGAACUGGCCGGAUAUCAUCAUCAGCACAAUGUCAUACAGGCAGCCAAACUGAUGGCCACAUCCUGAGCAGCUUGGCGACCUGUGAUCUCUUACACAAAACACAUACAACACAACACCAUCGUUGAAGCUUCGUUGGAUUGGUAUUGAAAAGACUUUUGAAUUUAGUUUAGCAAUAGUUGUAUAAGUUGUAAUUAGUUUUUAUGGCCUGUAAAUAACUGCGCGAUAGUUUGAGUUUUGUACAAAUAUUUGUUUGUUUAUCGCUUCGUUCCGUUUCUGUUUCCUCUAGCUUACGUAAGUAUCCACAACCAGAAGUAAGGUAAAUAGCUCUUAAAAUCCAUUGUAAAGUGUUUUUGCAUUAAUCUAUUUCUCGUAUUAGCAUAAAUUAUCCACAACAUAUAUAUAUUAAGCGCACACAAUCAUUAGAUCAUUUAGCCAUAUGUCUAGCAAGUUAAUUCCAUGCAUAUUAUGAACUAAAUAAAUAAAAUUAUCAUUGAAAAGAUUAU
Drosophila albomicans is the source of this 2873-nucleotide messenger RNA. RefSeq names its product GATA-binding factor A. The coding region runs from base 967 to 2436 and encodes 489 amino acids. The record is from RefSeq and is a predicted model, not a curated record. Gene Ontology annotation, molecular function: RNA polymerase II cis-regulatory region sequence-specific DNA binding; zinc ion binding; DNA-binding transcription factor activity, RNA polymerase II-specific. Gene Ontology annotation, biological process: negative regulation of transcription by RNA polymerase II; cell fate commitment; positive regulation of transcription by RNA polymerase II. NCBI's taxonomy places the organism in Eukaryota, Metazoa, Arthropoda, Insecta, Diptera, Drosophilidae. The transcript has 4 exons.